UCUGCUCCCUCAGCUGACCAGCUCCAGGAUGGCGGUGAGGAAGCGCUCCAUCUUGGCUCUGGGUCACCUGGUUCCCUGCUGUAGACCCGCCCUCUUCUCCCAGCUGACUGAACACCUGACCAAUGAGCUCGCAAAGGCCCCGCCCGUUUCCAUGGCGAGGACGUACAUCCAGUGCCUAGCAACCGUCAGUCGUCAGGGCGGCCAUCGAGUCGGUGAGAUCUGCUGCCACGCUCACGUGAUACUAGAUUUAAGGACAACACAUUGGUUUCCUGACUGAGGAAGG
Messenger RNA from Trematomus bernacchii (emerald rockcod), 283 nucleotides. RefSeq names its product cullin-associated NEDD8-dissociated protein 1-like. Lineage: Eukaryota; Metazoa; Chordata; Actinopteri; Perciformes; Nototheniidae. Gene Ontology annotation, biological process: protein ubiquitination; SCF complex assembly. The coding region runs from base 29 to 277 and encodes 82 amino acids. The record is from RefSeq and is a predicted model, not a curated record. The transcript is spliced from 2 exons. Gene Ontology annotation, cellular component: nucleus.